CUCUUCUUCCAUGAACAAUUGAUAUUGGAAUGAGCGUAUCCUCUUGACACUAGUGUGAAGACUCUUAACCAAGCCUCAAAGUUUUAUGAGAAUACCGUCAGCUACCUUCUCCAGCUUGCUCCUGUUUGUGUAAAGGGUCUUUUCAUAUGCAAAAGAAGGGGGAGGGAGGGGAGUGUCUUAUUUCCCACUUGCAGUGGACUUUCCAGCUACCCUUUCAAAAGAUCUAAACUGAGAGCUUCUAAGUCAUUGAUCACAGUACACCCAGGGAUACUCAAUUCACAGUCAAGUGGGAAGUUGCCAUCAUGAAUAGUCAAGAGAUUGUGGCUCUGCUACAGGAGUGCAAGCGAAUGCUGGAUGCUCUGGCUUCAGGGGUGUCAGAACUCUCUGAGGAGGAGAAGAAUAGCCACCAGCAGUGCGAAGCUUUACUCCCAGAUGAUCUGAGGACCCUAAUCCAAGAGGCAAAGGAAAUGAAGUGGCCCUUUGUGCCAGAGAGGUGGCAGUACAAACAGGCUGUUGGUCCAGAAGACAAAACAAACCUACAAGAUCUGAUCAAUCCGAGGUUGCAUGACUUACUGGUUUUUUUGAAGGCCUCCAUUGCUCUUGAAGACAGUAUUACAGCGGCUGCCAUUGUUUUUCUUAUUGACCGAUUUCUAUAUUGGGCAGAUGCUUCCACCAGGCUUCUACAGGUUGCCAAAGGUUUGCACAAGAUGUGGCCUGCCACACCAAUAGCGCCACAGGUGGUUAUACGUCAAGCACGCAUCUCGGUGAAUUCAGGAAAGCUUUUGAAAGCGGAAUACAUUUUAAGUAGUCUGAUAAACAACAAUGGGGCAACAGGUUCCUGGCUUUAUUCUAAUGAAAAUGAUCGAGUUUUAGUGCAGUCUGUUUGUAUACAGAUUCGAGGACAAAUCUUGCAGAAAUUGGGCAUGUGGUAUGAAGCAGCUGAGUUGAUCUGGGCCUCUGUUGUCGGCUUUUUUGAGCUCCCUAUACCAGAUAAAAAGGGAAUAGGUACGUCUUUGGGUAUUUUGGCAGACAUAUUUAUUUCCAUGAGUGAAGAAGAUUACCAAAGGUUUAAGAAAAAUAGUCAUGUGUGCCUGAGUUUGCUUGAGGAGUUUGAUCAUCGCUUACUUCUAGCGGCCGAAGUCUGUAAGCUGGCAGCAACAUUUAGCUUAUACACGCCCCUCUUCGUGCUCACCAAUAUGAACAUCUGUGGAACAUGUCUAUUAUCCUACAGCUUCUCUUAUGAAUGUCCUCUGGAAAAGAGAUCACACUAUCUUUCAGAAGCAAAGGAGUCCUUUGAAAUUGGUCUUCUCACUAAAAAGAAAGGUGAUUCUGUCACUAGCAAGCAGGAGCUUCACAGUUUUGUCAAAUCUGCAUUUUGUCUUGCAAAUGUGCACAAGUGGCUUCAGAGUGAGAAUGUGCCGCAUGAUGACGUAAACAGGCUAUGCAGAGAAGCUACAGAAAAGCUAACAAAGUACACAUGGCUAGAAGACAAACAAGACAAGGCAAAUCUAGCCAGUGAAAUAAUUACAUUGAUAAGUUGUAUUAAGGAUCAUUUAAAAGUAAAACCAUUUGCAGUGUCCGAUGAAGGUUCCUAUGUUCCUGAUAACUACAGAAACAUUGUGGAAAAAAAUAUUUUUAAAGGAGAAGUGAGUUUCAAAAAGUUGCUGGAAAUGUAUGCUCAGCAUCACAAUGCAGUGUGUAAAUUAUUUGAGAAUACCUGCAGAAAUCAUAAGGCUUUACAACCAGACCUAGUUCAAGGAGUUUGCGUCACUGCCAUGAAGACUCGUGAUACCACAAUAGAUGAUACAGCUGUUGAUACAAGCAGAGACAGUAGUUCUUUAGAGCAGAAAUCAAGCAGAAGAAGGAAUAAACUUGUACGUUCGAAUGCAAUGAACAUGUCUCUUGAUGUUGGGAAACAAAAAAUACUAAGUAGGUCUAUUAGCAGUAAUAGCCCCAGCUCUAUGACAUCAUGGAGCAAAUUGUCAAAGUCCUCUUCCAGCUGGGAAUCUGUUAGUUUUAACGAUAGGGUGGAACUACCUGAAGAGGGAAAUGUAGCCAUAAGUAAUCUGGAUAACGUUUGUUCUACGGCUGCUUCUGAUGGUACAGAGGAAAGUGCAGCAGAAGAAAUUCACAGUCCAUCUAGCAUAGACUUUGAAAAAGUCCAGCUAGAAGAUGGGCAGGAUCCAUGCUGUUCUACAGAUAUCGAGACAAACGCUGUCAUUAGUAGAGAUGCCAACAAUAAACAUUCAGAUAUAGUAAACAAAUCUGUGGGUGACAGCAAUUUAACAUCUACUGUGUCAAGUGCCAUUGAACCUCAUGCUGCAGCUGUUCAGACUGUUGAUUUGUUUGCUGAAACAGAAUCUGCCACUGAUGGUUUGCCAUAUGAAGACACAUCCAAAGUGCCACCAGGUCCAUCUAAAAUUCAGAAUAUAGUUAGCCAUAGGAACAGUUGUUCAUCUUCUGAAGGCAGAUCUUUUGAAGAAGUAGACAGGAUUGAACAGCACUUCCUUAGCCACCAGUGGUCUGUAGACAGCUCAUCUAGCAAACAAUCUCGGCAACAACCAGCCAGCAGAACAGGGGAACAUCUGCCAAGUUACAAUGCCAACGUGAAAGUCCAGCCUGAGUGCAAUACUUGUGAAAGCACAGAGGAAGAAGUUGAUAAACUCAGUCUUAUCUUGAGCAGCAGUCAUGGAUCUAGCUCUUGGGGCAGAUCAGCACAAUUUUCCCGUAGCCUUUCUGAGUCAAACUCCUUUUUAAAUUCAAGUGGAAGUUCAUUUGAGUUCCUGCAUUUAAGGAAUGACGAAAAAAUGCAUCAAGCUCCUACUUUAGAUGCUGGAGAGUACGAGAAACUUCUGUCGGGUGUGGAACAUGAAUGGUUAAGGAAGAAGCUACAGGAUACCGUUUUACCAAGAUUCCCUCAGUUUCACAAAGCAUACAAUGCGUUGCAUCUCAAGUUCUCAAAAAAGUCUGAGCUGUGGAAGGCCCAAGAAACGUAUGUGUACUUUGGAGAUUACGUGACUGUCACAAAAAAGGGAAAACAAAGAAAAGCAUUUUGGAUACACUUUCUGCACCAGGAUGAAACUUUGGGAAGAUAUGUUGGGAAGGAAUACAGGGAAGAUAAGAGUAUAUUCUAUCAUUUUAAUGAUGUUGAGCGUCAAAUGACUGCGCAGUACUAUGUGACGGAAUUCAACAAAAGGCUAUAUGAGCUAAACAUUCCCACCCAAAUAUUUUACAUCCCAUCAUCUGCAAUCUUGAUUUUAGAAGAGAGAAACAUUAUAGGAUGUAUCAGCGUAGAACCAUACAUUCUUGGAGAUUUUGUGAAGUUAUCUAAUAAUAAAGAUAUUGUUAAAGCAGAAUACGAAGCAACAAAAUAUGGAUUAGCCCUUGGCCAUUUUACUUAUGAAUUUUCUAAAUGCUCAGAUAUUGUUGUUGAUUUACAAGGUUGGGUGACAGAUGGUAAAAAAGGAGAAGCCCUUAUCUACCUUACAGACCCACAAAUCCAUUCUGUUAAGACUGCUCAAUCUAAACGGGAAAAUGGAAAACCUACAUGUAUCAAUUUUGGAAAGAAAGGAAUAAACUAUUUCUUCAGCCGUCAACAUCAAGAAUGUAAUGAAAUCUGCCACCGUCUUGGCUUAACCAGACCUAACCUUGAGUCACUAUAGAAGUGCAUGCUAACGGUUGUAUAUCCUUUCUGAAUUAGUUUAUAAAGAAUGUCAGCAAUAGCAUGUAUUUUCUUGUGGCCCAAUUGACAUAGCACUAAAUAUAAUGCAUUAAUCUGGAAUGGACAAUAUCUUUCAAGUCUGUAUGUCACCUGAACCACACAUCUGCCAUCAAAACUUCAGAAAUGACUACACUAUCCUUUUAAAUAUAUGUAGGACACAUUUUUUUUGUUGUUGUUGUUGUUUUUUGUUUUUUUAAAAUAUAGAGCAUACAAUUUAGUUCUAUCAUCAAAUUUACCUAUUUUUUUUAUCUUUUUGUGGAAACUUGGCCCCUUUUCAUGAGAGCAUACUGAGGUAUGCUCAGAGUGUGUGUAUGUCUUGAGCACUAUAUUGUUGCAGUGUUUGUAGGAAGAUUGUAAGGAGCACCAGUACAUUUUUAGUUGCUUGAUAACUGAUUAUGAAUGUGCUGUCACCCAGAGUAACCCUGAAAAAUCUGGCCUGUUAUUGGGUUUGCACUUCUCUGUAAGGCAUAUGGUAAUCCAGUAAUUACAAAAUUGACUAAUAUUAAAGCAUUUUGCAAGGGUAUUUUAAUGGUUUAAAAUUUAAAUCCCAUGGGGUUUUUUUUUGUCUGUUGAUUAUUUCAGUCUCCAUCUUGUUAGUUUUUUUAGCAUUGCUGGUUGUGACAGAGACAAAACUGUUCUCCUACUCUGAUAAUUUUACGUGCUUGAAGCAAGCCGAUUUAUCUCUACCAGCAAAUCUGUAUGUUAUUCAAGUAACAGCCUUUGAUUGCUGUGAACAUCAGUGAUUCAAUAAAGCCAUUUACCCAUUUUAGGAGGGCUGGUUAGAAGGGAACAGAUUACAUUAGAAUUAGUGGGAAUAAAAAGGACCUCUUAGAAAUGAAGUUAUGUUUUGUAAAAAGGAGGAAUCGUACAAUUCCCCAUACAUACUAUGAUAUAGGUGAGUCUGCCAAUCAAGCAGCCUCAAUAAGGGGUUUAACUGGAGAAAAGAGCAUAAUGGGUAAGAAUUUAGAAAUAAGAUCUGCCCCUCGAUCCAUCUAGGGUAUUCUUCCUCUAGAUCCCAUAUAACUGUCUGCUAGGUGCACUGCUGGACCAUAUUUAAGGAGGUUGGGGACCCCUAUCCCAUUUUUAGAGUGGUAGCGGAGGAGCCACUGCUAUGCAGGAUCCCCAAAUAAAAAGUAACAAUUUGUUUUGGUGCCUCAUAAAUUAGUUAUAAGAGGUGGGGAGAGCGAAUGUAUGGAAUGGGAAAAACAACUUCAGUAGGAUUUUAUGUUGACAGAGUCAGAAAACCUUACAAUGAUAGCAUUUUUAAUUUUCUGUGUGUAUGUUUUCGUGUGUGUGUGACCAGACACAGGGGCCGAAUUAUUAAAGUGCGAACAGACAUGAUAAGCUGUAGCGGAUCACUUCCGUCGCACAUUGAUAAAUGCCGACAGCAUAUGCUGUCAUUGCACAAGCAGUUCUCGUGAAAUGUAUCCAAUCGGGCUGAUUGCUGUCCGCCACCACAGAGGUGGCGGACGAGUUAAGGAGCAGCGGUCUUAAAACCACUGCUUCUUAACUCCUGAUCCCGGCGAGCCUGCGUUAUUUAACCCCCUAUAGCACAAACAGCCGCCUUGUGCGUGCGAUAUGGCUGCGUUGAGCUCCAUACCGCACAAAAUACAAGCACUUAUUUUGACGUGCUCGUGCACGCUUUCCCCAUAGACAUCAAUAGGGAGAGCGGGUUAGAAAAAAACCCCUGCGGGUUAGAAAAAAACACCUGCGAUUGCGGAAUGAAAAGCUCUGUAACGCAGCCCCAUUGAUGUCUAUGGGGAAAAAUAAAGUUAUGUUUAAACCUAACAUAAACCCAGAGUCUAAACACCCCUAAUUUGCUGCCCCUGACAUCCCCGGCAUCUACAUAAUGUUAUUAACCCCUAAUCUGCCGCUCCCGGUUUUGCCGCCACCUAAAAAAAACUAUUAACCCCUAAUCUGCCGCCCCCAACAUCGCUGCCACUACACUAAAGUUAUUAACCCCUAUUCCCCUGCACCCCAACAUUGCCCACAUAAUAUAAUAUAAUAAAUAUAUUAACCCCCUAUUCCGCCUCUCCCCGACAUUGCCGCCACUAAAUAAAGCUAUUACCCCUAAACCUCUGGCCUCCCACAUCACUACCACUAAAUAAACUUAUGAACCCCUAAACCGCAACAACCUAAAUUAAACUAUAUAUUAACCCCUAACCCUAACGUAGCCCUAAACCUAACCCUAACACCCCCUAACUUUAACAUAAUUUAAAAUAUAGCUAAAUUAAACUUACAAUUAUUAACUAAAUAAUUCAUAUUUAAAACUAAAUACUUACCUGUGAAAUAAAACCUAAGAUAGCUACAGUAUAACUAAUAGUUAUAUUGUAGCUAGCUUAGGUUUUAUUUUUAUUUCACAGGUAAGUUUGUAUUUAUUUUAACUAGGUAGACUAGAUAGUAAAUAGUUAUUAACUAAUUACUAACUACCUAGUUAAAAUAAAAACAAACUUACCUGUAAAAUAAAACCUAACCUACCUUACACUGAAACCUAACAUUACAAAAAAUAACAAAUGAAAUUAUCCAAAACAAUAAAAAUUGUUCCUAUUCUAAUACCUUUUUUAAAAAAAAAAAAAAAAAAAACACCCCAAAAUAAAAAAGCCUAAUAUAGAAUAAACUACUAAGGGCCCUUAAAAGGGCCUUUUGUGGGCCCUUAAAAGGGCCUUUUGUAGGGCAUUGCCCUAAAGUUAACAGCUCUUUUGCUACAAAACAAACACCCCCCACCCCCCAAACCAAAAGUAAAACCUUAUCUACCCAUUGCCCUGAAAAGGACAUUUGUAUAGGCAUUGCCCUUAAAAGGGCAUUUAUAGUAGUGUUAGGGUUUUUUAAUGGUUAUUUUAGUUUAAUUUAAUUGGUAGUUAGUUUAAUUUUAGUUUAAUACUUAUAUUAUUUUAAUUGUUAGUUUAAACUUUGUUUUUUUAUUUGACAGGUAAGUUUUAAUUUAAUGGAAAAUGUAAUUUUAAUAUAAAGUUAGGGGGGGCAUUAGGUUUAGGGGUUACUAGUUUAAAUUAGUUUAUUGCGAUGUGGGAGGCUUUCGGUUUAGGGGUUAAUAGUUUAAUUUAGUAUAUUUCGUUGUGGGGGGCUUGCGGUUUAGGGGUUUAUAAGUUUAUUAUAGUGGCGGCGGUUUAGUGGGGGCGAUGUGGGCAGACGGCAGAUUAGGGGUUAAUAAUAUUUAAAUAAUGUUUGCGAUGCGGAAGGGCAUCGGUUUAGGGGUUAAAAACUUUAUUAUACUGGUGACAAUGUCGGGGAGCGGAGGAAUAGGGGUUAAUAAAUGUUAUUAGUGGCGGCGAUGUCGGGAGCGGCAGAUUAGGGGUUAAUAACUUAAAAAUAGUAUUUUCUAUGCGGGAGGGCCUCGGUUUAGGGGUUAAUAGGUAGUUUAUGGGUGUUUAGUGUACUUUGUAACAGUUUAGUUAUGAGUUUUAUCUAACAGUUUUGUUGCGUAAAACUCAUAACUACUGCUCUCAGAUUGUGAAACGGAUUUUGUCGGUAUAGGCUGCAACGCAAGCUUUUUAGCCUCACCGCAAAACUCGUAAUGGCUGCGCUAUGGAAGUCCUAUGAAAAAACGUCAUUUUAACGUGUGCGGGACUGACGUUGCGGUACAGGCUAAAAGGGUUGCAGCACAGCUAUACCGACAAGACUUGUAAUGGCUGCGGUGCUGUUUUAACGCUGAAAUUAACAUUUUUUCAGCUUUAAAACAUGAACACACAACUUGUAAUCUAGGUGAUAGACUUCUAAAAACAUGUGCAUGCUCCUAUCAGUCUGCCAAGGUUUACUCUUGAAAAAAAGAAUAUCAAGAGAACAAAGCAAAUUUAGAAAUACAUAUAAACUUGUUUUAAAUUUCCUGCUAUAUCUGACUCAAUGUUUAAUUUUGACUUUACUGUUGCGGUUUAAACUGCCAUGCAUGUUCGUCUAUAAUACAUUUUAAAUGAUGUGUGUGUUCUGCUUCCUUAAAUGUCUGAACGCUAUAUUUAAACUAUCAGUGUGUUCAUACCAAUAUGUUGUUCACAAAAUUGAUCAAUAAACUUAUUUAUUUUCUUAUA
Bombina bombina (fire-bellied toad) is the source of this 7761-nucleotide messenger RNA. RefSeq names its product alpha kinase 1 (gene ALPK1). Gene Ontology annotation, molecular function: ATP binding; protein serine/threonine kinase activity. The transcript has 15 exons. Bases 303 to 3662 code for a protein of 1119 amino acids. The record is from RefSeq and is a predicted model, not a curated record. Gene Ontology annotation, biological process: protein phosphorylation. Lineage: Eukaryota; Metazoa; Chordata; Amphibia; Anura; Bombinatoridae.